Molecule: messenger RNA, 1683 nt
Organism: Adineta ricciae
Lineage: Eukaryota; Metazoa; Rotifera; Eurotatoria; Adinetida; Adinetidae
Source: the annotation of a GenBank genome assembly
AUGGCAACUGGCUCAUUGACCGACGAUCUGGAUCUGCAAUUCUUAUUGAAUCAAUCUCAAUGGUCUUGUUCCCAAUGUACUUUCAACAAUCCCAUAGCAAACUUUCCCAUUUGUGAAAUGUGCGAAAACAACAAUCAGAGCAUUGUCAAUCCUUUUGGAGAUGCGGCUUUAUCUAUAACAAAGUGGAGUUGUCCACGUUGUACAUUCGACAAUUUGAUGAUUAGUCAACGAUGUACUGCUUGCGGACAAGCAAAGUCCUCAGCCAGCGAAAAUAAAGUACAACUGAUUAAUUCCGCAAAUGCUUCGCUAUUAACAAGUACAUCAUUACUCGUUCGCGAUCGACGAAAAAAACAUGAAAACGAAGCAGAAAAAAUGUUUCGACAUGUAAUCGAAUAUUGCAAAGCGCAUAAAACUAACUUUGUCGACGAUCAAUUCACACCAAAUAAUCGAUCUCUUGGAGAGAAAUCAUUUGACCAUGUAGCAGAAUGGUUACGCAUAGGAGAUGUUGCUCCCAUUGCUCAUGAAGAUCGAUCAUUACCACUGACGAUCUUCUCUUCUCCACAGCCCAGUGAUAUCCAACAAGGUGCACUUGGAAAUUGCUGGUUUAUGGCUGCUCUCGCACUCAUCUCAGAACAACCCAAACUUCUACAGCAUAUUCUUCUUACGAAAGAAGUCAACAAAGAGGGUGUCUACAUGGUUCGUAUUUGUCACAAUGGACUGUGGAAAACAAUCAUCGUUGACGACUAUUUUCCAUGUACUAAACACAAAUAUCUUGUUUUUUCGCAUUCAAAACGACGCCAGUUUUAUGUGCCAUUGAUCGAAAAAGCGUGUGCAAAAGUAUUUGGCUCAUAUGCUAGUCUGAGAAGUGGUACCAUGCUUGAAGGUCUGCAACUCCUGACGGGUGCUGCUUGUGAGCAUAUCGAUCUGCAAUCAUCUACUGAUCCAGUCUACCUUGACACUGUUUGGGGGCAGCUGCUGUCCGCAUAUGAAUCUGAGCUAUUGAUUGGUGCUUCAACGGGUGGAACUGGUAUUAGUCGAGAUGAAUAUGCUCGUGUGCAUAUUCAUGGUAACCAUGCAUUCUCCAUACUUGCAGCACACACGUUGGUUGACAGUUCAUCUCGAUUCGUGCUUGUUCGUGACCCUCAUUCUCGUUCAGAAUACAGAGAAGAUGAAGUAACUGAAUCUGUCCUAAAACAACUUCGAACGAUUAAUCCUGCACGACGAUCAACAGGUGCAUUCUGGAUCUCAUGGAGUCGAUUCCUUCGAUAUUUCUCAUCGAUCACAGUGUCCACAUACAAAAGUAGUGACUUUGAUGUUCGUGAAGCAGGAAGAUUUAGUCGAUCGUCUACCGAUGAUGUGUUGAGCUAUCGAUUUCACGUUCCACAAGCAUCGAUGAUCAAAAUCAGCCUUAUACACCACCGUCAUGCGAGAAAAACACGUAGUUUCCAUACACAGUCGUUUGUUUUAUGUGAUGUUGAUAACUCAAGAUCGCCUCCUAUCAUCGGCGCACAUCACCAUAGGAUCGUAUCUUCCCGUGGACGAUUUACAUAUUGGUCAGAUGCACUAGCAGCUGGCGAUUAUGUCUUAGUACCAUACUCCAUCAGUUUUUGGAGAUCGAGCAUUAGUGGGAAUAAACAAAAGAACAAAGACAACAGAUGCUGUCUUCUAUACAACAUCACGUAA